Molecule: messenger RNA, 901 nt
Organism: Fomitiporia mediterranea MF3/22
Lineage: Eukaryota; Fungi; Basidiomycota; Agaricomycetes; Hymenochaetales; Hymenochaetaceae
Exons: 5
Coding region: 146-754 (202 amino acids)
Molecular function (GO): electron transfer activity
Source: RefSeq, a predicted model, not a curated record
UCUGUCCCCACCGUCUUCUUUCGUUCUCCUUUCUUUGUCCUCUUGCACCUUUCCUUUCCCGUCUUCGAGCAGGCCUCGCAUUUACGCGGUUUCACCCACUCAUCGUUUCUGACUGAGUCCGAAUUUUCGUCGUCUCUUCGCCAUCAUGAUGUUCUGCCGUAUUAUCUCUGCCCUCGCUGCGAUCACUUCCGUCUCUGCUGCGAAUAUCCUUGUACAAGUUGGUGCAAACAACGGCUUGACUUACAACCCCUCCUCGGUCAAUGCCUCUGUGGGUGACACCAUUGCCUUCCAAUUUUUGGCGAAGAACCACUCUGUCACUCAAUCGACCUUUGCAAGCCCGUGCAAUUCGAGUGGUGUCGACUCCGGUUUCUUCCCGGUAACUGCAAACGCAUCAGAAGUUCCGCAGUGGAGUUUCACAGUCAACAAUGCAUCCGCGCCUUUGUGGUUCUUCUGUGCUCAAACCGGGCACUGUGCAAAGGGCAUGGUCUUCGCCGUAAAUGCUAAUGCCGCUAAGAGCUUUGAGGCCUUCCAGGCUGCUGCAAUGGCAACCGGCGGCAACACAACGACUGGAACCGGUACUUCCGGAACUGGCGCAACAGGUACUGGUGCCGUAUCUCCGAGCGGAUCAGUCGUGCAGUCUGGUGUAGGAGCGAGCCCAUCACCGACAGCAAGCAGCGCAUUGUCGAAGUUGAGCUUCAGUAGUGCGUCGGCCGCGCUUGCUGUUGUUGGUCUGGUAGCUGGAUGUAUCAUGUGAGAGGGAGAGGAAGAGUUUUGGAUUCUUCGGACUUAGAUCGUUCGGUGGACUGUGUCUGCUAUCUUUUUUUUGGGUUUUGAAAGGAUGUAAUACUAGAAGUGCUUCCAUUGAUGGGGAGCGGAAUAUGCAAUGCUUGGUCGUUGUCUU